AAACAGCUACUACUACAAACCACAUCAGCGGAGUUCACGACACACACCAGAGGAGUACCAAGAGAAAAAACUGAGACAACGCCAUCGUAUUUGCCUCUGAGCGAAGUAACAGCCAUGUAUCUAAACAGGGAAGAGGACAAUAGCAAAGGCUCAGUGUCCCUCAGUGUGUUCCUGGUCUCCCUCGCAGUGACAGUGUGUGCUGUUUGGCUUGUGGCUCUUUGUGGCGUCUGUGGAUGGUGUCAACGCAAGCUGGGGAAGAGGAAUAAGCAGGGAGUGGAAACAGCAGACACUCCAGACUCUGCACGUGGGCGAGGGGAGAAGAAAGCCAUCAAUGAUCUAGACAGAGACUUUUGGAAUAACAAUGACAGCAGCACAGUGCAGCAGAGGUGGAGCUCAUAUCCGCCCAAGGAGUUCGUACUAAACAUUUCUCCCUAUGCCCCAUAUGGAGAUCCUCGCCUCACGCUCAAGCUGACAGAGGGAGGGCGAAAGCCAAACACAAAGCCUGUGAAGGGCAACAAGCCAGCUAACAGCCCCAAAGGCCAGCCUCCAGAUGCUGAUGGACACUCCUCCGUAACGGACCUGGCAAACUCUCUCACUGGAGACAUGGUGAUGCUAUCUCCAGGUUCUGAGGACGAUGAUGGUGAAGGGCCUAUCAGUGAAAAGCUGGGCCGGAUCCAGUUCAGCAUAGGCUACAGCUUCCAGAACACAACCCUCACUGUCAAAGUUCUCAAAGGCCAGGACCUCCCAGCCAAGGACUUCUCCGGUACCUCGGACCCUUUUGUCAAAAUCUACCUGCUGCCUGACAAAAAGCACAAACUGGAGACCAAGGUCAAGAGGAAGAACCUCAACCCACACUGGAAUGAAACCUUCCUCUUUGAGGGCUUCCCUUAUGAGAAGGUGAGAGAGCGCACUCUCUACCUCCAGGUGUUGGACUACGACCGCUUUAGUAGGAAUGACCCCAUUGGAGAGGUGUCAAUUCCCCUGAAUAAGGUGGAACUGGGCCAGAUGAAGACUUUUUGGAAAGAGCUCAAGCCCUGCAGUGAUGGCAGUGGGAGACGAGGAGACCUGCUGGUGUCUCUCUGUUAUAAUCCCACAGCCAACACCAUCACUGUGAACAUCAUCAAAGCGCGCAAUCUGAAAGCCAUGGAUAUCGGGGGCACCUCAGAUCCCUAUGUGAAAGUGUGGCUUAUGCACAAAGAUAAGCGUGUGGAGAAGAAGAAGACAGUGGUGAUGAAGCGCUGUCUGAACCCUGUUUUCAAUGAGUCCUUCCCUUUUGACGUGCCCGCUCAUGUGUUGAGGGAGACUACUAUCAUCAUCACCGUCAUGGACAAGGACAGGCUCAGCCGCAAUGAUGUUAUUGGCAAGAUCUACCUAUCAUGGAAGAGUGGACCAGCAGAAGUGAAGCACUGGAAAGACAUGCUCGCUCGGCCGCGUACUAACGUCGCCCAGUGGCACGCUCUCAAGGCCUGA
This is a messenger RNA of Melanotaenia boesemani (Boeseman's rainbowfish), 1470 nucleotides long. RefSeq names its product synaptotagmin VIIa (gene syt7a). The transcript has 12 exons. Gene Ontology annotation, cellular component: synaptic vesicle; membrane; axon. The coding region runs from base 115 to 1470 and encodes 451 amino acids. Lineage: Eukaryota; Metazoa; Chordata; Actinopteri; Atheriniformes; Melanotaeniidae. Gene Ontology annotation, molecular function: clathrin binding; SNARE binding; calcium-dependent phospholipid binding. Gene Ontology annotation, biological process: cellular response to calcium ion; vesicle fusion; regulation of calcium ion-dependent exocytosis. The record is from RefSeq and is a predicted model, not a curated record.